This is a messenger RNA of Lichtheimia ornata, 3141 nucleotides long. RefSeq lists its product as uncharacterized. Bases 1 to 3141 code for a protein of 1046 amino acids. Gene Ontology annotation, biological process: DNA replication; double-strand break repair via homologous recombination. Lineage: Eukaryota; Fungi; Mucoromycota; Mucoromycetes; Mucorales; Lichtheimiaceae. Gene Ontology annotation, cellular component: chromosome; nucleus; cytoplasm. Gene Ontology annotation, molecular function: four-way junction helicase activity; 3'-5' DNA helicase activity; nucleic acid binding. The transcript has 10 exons. The record is from RefSeq and is a predicted model, not a curated record.
AUGAAGAACAACUAUGCACAGCACCUUGCCCGAUUUGAAAGAGAGAUCAGACCCCACAUUGUAACGAAAUAUGACCGUCAAUACACGCCGCAUCCUACAAACUCAGUUACUGCUUCUCCCACCAUUGUGUCAAACGAUCCACCUCCUUUUACACCUAACAUAACUCAGCCUGUCACCACCUCUCGAAAGCGACAACGUGUGGAACCUGCCGAUACUGUCAUUGAUUUGACGAAUAGCACCAAAAGUCAAUCCCUCAGCUUGAAAAAGCCAAAACGAGACAGGCACGACAAUCAAUCGACAACAUCGAAUCCUGUUGAAUCAUUGAACAAUCCUUCCAUGCGUAAUAAUAAUACAUCAUCUUCAGUAAACGAUCCCAUCCCUCCUUCAUAUCCAUCUUCUUCUUCUCGAACGAAUACAAAGCCAGCAACAAUCACCACCAACAACAACGACGCCGACGACUUUGACGAUGAUCUUCAAUUCUUUACACCUUCACCUCGCUUGGCACCUGAUAUCACUCGUCGCACGUCUAAUGCCAGCUUGUCAUCAGUCACCACGAUCAACACUACCGACCACCCCAUAGAACCCAUGGUUACAGAUCUUGCAGUGAAGGAUGAUGUUGUUGGAUUCGAUGAUGACGAUGAUGAUCUCUUUUUUGAUGAUGAAGCGGCGGAUUUGGUCAAUGCAGUGGAAGCAGCUUAUAGCAGCAAGGAUUCAGUACCUAACCUGCAAAAGGAAUUGGAGGAGCUCAAAGAACGAGAGAUUGUGGCCAAUCGAGAUUGUGUGAAUUCAAUGUUCAAUUCCCAAAAUUCAGCGCAAACAAACAAGCUAUUGGAGGAAGUGAGGGAUUUACGGCAGCGGAUUAGCGAUCUGGAACUUACAAUUGCCAAUGCCAUGGAGAUAUCAAAGUCGGCUUCAUCCAGUUCACGUGAAGUGACUCCAAUCAUCAACAACACCAACAGCAACAACGACAUUGUGAUUCUUGACGACGACGACGACGACGAUCUAAAACCAACAUCAACAACAACCCUAUAUCCAUCCCACUCUGUUUCAUCAUCCAAUGUUACCACCAGCAUGAAUAACAAUACCACAUCGAUGACAAUGUCAAGUACCAGCAGCACACCAAUGAUCAGGCCAUCAUUAACAUUAUCAUCAUCAUCACAACCUCCAUCUCGCGGCCCUCAGGAUCAAUAUCCAUGGUCACGUGAUGUACGCAAGGCAUUGAUCCACACGUUUAAAUUGACCGAGUUUCGCACCAACCAGCUUGCAGCCAUCAACAGCACGCUUAACGGUGACGAUGUGUUUGUUCUUAUGCCAACAGGUGGAGGCAAAUCACUAUGUUAUCAGCUGCCAGCCAUUAUCCAACGUCAUAAGCGAAAAGGAAUUACGAUUGUGGUAUCACCGUUGCUUUCACUCAUGCAAGAUCAAGUGGAUCAGCUUGUGAAUAAGCGAAGUAUCCCGGCAGCAUUAUUGAAUGGCCAAAUAUCAGCUGAACGCCGUAAAUGGGUAUACGAACAACUUCGUCGACAACCUCCAGACAUGCGCUUGUUGUACGUUACUCCCGAGAUGAUUAAAAAAUCAGAAGCCUUCCUUGCUGCACUCGAUAACCUUCAUCGUCGAUCAUCCAUUGCCCGAUUUGUCAUUGACGAAGCACACUGCGUCUCCCAAUGGGGUCAUGAUUUUCGGCCUGACUAUAAAGAAUUGGGGAAGCUCAAGAUCAAGUUCCCUGAUGUGCCCUUCAUGGCAUUGACUGCUACAGCCAAUGAUCGCGUGAAACAAGAUGUCAUCCACAAUUUACAUAUCCAGGGCUGUAAAUUGCUCAAACAAAGCUUUAAUCGACCCAAUCUUGUCUAUGAUGUGGUACCCAGGCAAAGAGCACCCCAUGAGAACAUUGCACAAUUUAUCAAGGAGCAUGAUGGGCAAUCGGGCAUUGUAUAUUGUGGAUCACGUCGACAAUGUGAGGAAUUAGCCGACAAACUCAAACGUGACUUUCGAGUCAAUGCCACGCAUUAUCAUGCAGCACUGGAGCCAGAGGAGCGUAUCCAUGUCCAAAAAUCUUGGCAACAAGGGAAGAUUCAAGUGAUUGUGGCGACCAUUGCUUUUGGUAUGGGUAUUGACAAGGCGGAUGUUCGUUUUGUGGUGCAUUUCACGAUGCCAUCUUCGGUGGAAGGAUAUUACCAAGAAACGGGUAGAGCAGGUCGAGAUGGAUUGCCCGCCAAAUGCCGCCUGUACUACAGCUAUGCCGAUGUACGCUUCCACCAAAUGUUGAUUGAUAAGGAUGAGACGCAUCGAGAACCUGAACAACGAGCACGCUUAUUUGAAAACCUGAAUCAGAUGAUGCGCUAUUGUGAAAACAGCCUUGAUUGUCGUCGAAAGCAAAUCCUGAGCUACUUUGGAGAAGAAUUCGAUCCAGUUCAAUGUGAACGCACGUGCGACAAUUGCAAAAUGAAUCAAAACAAGAGAAAGGUGCUAAGGGAUCGAAGCAGUGAGGCGAUCAAGGUGCUCACCGUAGUGCGUGGUGUCUUGAGUCUUCCCAAUGGAAAGGUCACCUUGGCUCAAACAGUGGAUUUAUUACGUGGCUCAAAGGCAAAGCAUAUUCGUGAUAAGGGCUUGGAUCGAUUGGAAGGCUAUAAUUCUCUCAAUUCUUGGAUCAAGUUGGAAGUCGAUCGAUUGAUCAAGCACUUGGUGUUUAUGAAGGCGCUCGUCGAACGGAGUGAGACCAAUGCCAUGGGGUAUACCUCAAGCUACUUGUUUCCCAGUGACAAGUUCCACGAUGUACUUAAUGGCAGAAUGAGGGUCAAUUUGGAAUAUACCGAGGAUGCCGCAUCUCGUGUAUAUACACCGCCUUCUGGAUCUUCAUCGUCGUCAUCAUCAUCUGUCAUCCGACAACUUACAGUUACCGGCAAGAAAUGCUAUAACGAAUUAGGAGAGCUUCGACAAAAGGUUAUGAAGCAAUUCCGGGUAGCGAGACCAGCAUCUAUCUUUACGGAUACAGAACUCAAAAACUUGGCACAGACACUGCCACGCAACAAAGAAGAAUUCCUGAAUGCGGUAGAAAACAAAAACAAGGAGUCAAGAUACAACCGGUACGGUAAAGAGUUCCUCAGCGUAUGCCUUAAAUAUCAUCUUAGUCAAAGUAAUUGA